AUGAAUUCCGUCCUCGUUGUUUUCCUCUUUGUCAGCCUUUCAUUGGUAUACGAUAACAAUGUUGACGCCGCAGAUUGCGGUCCUGUUUGUAUGAUGUACUGUCGCUAUGGUAACGUGAUGGACGAAAGAGGGUGUCCCUUGUGUAAAUGCAACCCUGGCCCGCAUACAGACCAGUGUGAAAAGUCAGUCUGUGACAAGGUAUGUUCCCAUGGUUACGUCGAUGGCGUAGAGGGUUGUCCGACAUGUGAAUGUAUCAUUCCGCAGUAA
This is a messenger RNA of Ylistrum balloti, 267 nucleotides long. RefSeq names its product BPTI/Kunitz domain-containing protein 4-like. NCBI's taxonomy places the organism in Eukaryota, Metazoa, Mollusca, Bivalvia, Pectinida, Pectinidae. Gene Ontology annotation, molecular function: serine-type endopeptidase inhibitor activity. The coding region runs from base 1 to 267 and encodes 88 amino acids. The transcript is spliced from 3 exons. The record is from RefSeq and is a predicted model, not a curated record.